UACUCUGCUAUUCUCUCCAAAAAGGAAGCAGUCUACCGAUGCCUCACCGCCUGACUCCGGCUCCCACUCGGGGGAUCAGAGAGGCGCAGGCGUCCAACCGCACCAAAUAGACAAGAGCUUCACUCUCUCGGAUAAAAGAAAUGGAUCGGCAAAACGGAUUCUAUCGGCACGUCGACGUCCAGGACCACGUUCACUACAUCGUGGCCUUUUUUGUCCUGGUGAUCGGAACAGUGGGGGUGACCGGCAACGCCCUGGUCAUGUAUGCAUUCUUCUGCAACAAAAAGCUACGCACUCCUCCAAACUUCUUCAUCAUGAACCUGGCGAUCAGUGACUUCCUCAUGGCCAUCACUCAGUCUCCCAUCUUCUUUGUCAACUCCCUCUACAAGGGCUGGAUUUUUGGCGAAACAGGCUGUAAGGUCUACGCCUUCUGCGGAGCUCUGUUUGGCAUCGCGUCCAUGAUCAACCUGCUGGCUAUCUCCUUGGAUCGCUACAUCGUCAUCACCAAGCCUCUGCAGGCCUUACAGUGGACCUCCAAGCGACGCACUUGCUACAUCAUCUGCCUGGUCUGGCUCUACUCUUUUGCCUGGAGCCUGGCGCCUCUUCUGGGCUGGAGUUCUUACAUACCGGAGGGCCUGAUGACCUCGUGCACAUGGGACUAUGUGACGUCGACGCCUGCCAAUAAAAGCUACACACUGAUGCUAUGCUGCUUUGUCUUCUUCAUCCCCCUGGGCAUCAUAUCCUACUGUUAUCUGUGCAUGUUCCUGGCCACCCGCCAUGCAAGCAGGGAAGUGGAGAAGUUGGGCUCUCAGGUGAGGAAGACCACCCUGAUUCAGCAGCAGACCAUCAGGACGGAGUGGAAGCUGGCGAAGAUCGCCUUUGUGGUGAUCAUCGUGUUUGUGCUCUCCUGGUCACCCUAUGCAUGCGUCACCCUCAUUGCCUGGGCUGGAUACGCCAGUGUCCUGAACCCCUACUCCAAAGCCGUGCCCGCCGUCAUAGCCAAGGCCUCGGCCAUCUACAACCCUUUCAUCUACGCCAUCAUCCACUCCAAAUACAGGGACACCCUGGCUGCGAAAGUGCCGUGUCUGCACUUCCUUGCCCAGGCUAGCCCACGGCGGGACUUCAUGUCGGUGUCGCAUAGCCAGUCCUCCUUCAGAGACUCAACACUCAGCCGGCAGUCGUCCCUGUCCAAAAACAAGUUUUUCCAGGUUUCUUCCUCAGUAUCCACAAUAGACACUGUUUGGAGCGACGUGGAGCUGGAUCCAAUGGACCAGAGCCGUUGUCUGAGGUCCAGCUAUUCCCUCGGAGCCCUGAAGGAGACGGAACAGAGACCACGAUGUCAAGACAGACACCCGUUCUAGAGCUCUAAGCGCACAAUCAAAAUAUGUGACUUGAGUCGGUCAACAUGGUCAUGCUCCAGGCCUGGGGGGAGGGAAGGCCAGCAGGAGCCCGAAGCCUGGAAUGAAGAUAAGCACCUGGCAGAUCAAGAGGAGGAUGGCUAAACAUGAAGCAAAGAUGGCGCCGGCUUAAGGACAGAGGAAAGGAAAUGAGACCGUGAUGUCGGGGGGGCCUCGCCCAGCCGGACUCUGUUGGGACAGAACUCCUCCUGGACUCCACCCCGGAGCUGCUGGACUGUGGAGUUUGUGCGGAAAACAAGGAGCAAAGAGAAGAUGGAGUCUAAGUUAACUCUUGGGAGUCAUCAAGUUGAUUGUUGAAUAGCAUAUCUCCUCAAAUGGUGGCCUCCCCUCCUUAGACACUCUUCCCCAAAAAGCAAAUAAACGCCACACCUCAAAUACAAACCCCGUUUCCAUAUGAGUUGGGAAAUUGUGUUAGAUGUAAAUAUAAACGGAAUACAAUGACUUGCAAAUCAUUUUCAACCCAUGUUCAAUUGAAUGCACUACAAAGACAACAUUAUUGAUGUUCAAACUCAUAAACUUUAUUUUUUUUUUGCAAAUAAUAAUUGACUUAGAAUUUCAUGGCUGCAACACGUGCCAAAGUAGUUGGGAAAGGGCAUGUUCACCACUGUGUUACAUCACCUUUUCUUUUAACAACACUCAAUAAACGUUUGGGAACUGAGGAAACUAAUCGUUGAAGCUUUGAAAGUGGAAUUCUUUCCCAUUCUUGUUUUAUGUAGAGCUUCAGUCGUUCAACAGUCCGGGGUCUCCGCUGUCGUAUUUUACGCUUCAUAAUGCGCCACACGUUUUCAGUGGGAGACAGGUCUGGAGUGCAGGCGGGCCAGGAAAGUACCCACACUCUUUUUUUACGAAGCCAUGCUGUUGUAACACUUGUCUUGCUGAAAUAAGCAGGGGUGUCCAUGAUAACGGUGCUUGGAUGACAACAUAUGUUGGUCCAAAACCUGUAUGUACCUUUCAGCAUUAAUGGUGCCUUCACAGAUGUGUAAGUUACCCAUGCCUUGGGCACUAAUACACCCCCAUACCAUCACAGAUGCUGGCUUUUGAACUUUGCAACUAUAACAAUCCGAAUGUUUUUUUUCCUCUUUGUUCUGGAGGACACCACGUCCUCUGUUUCCAAAUAAUAAUUCGAAAUGUGGACUCGUUAGACCACAGAACACCUUUCCACUUUGCAUCAGUUCAUCUUAGGUGAACUCGGGCCCAGCCAAGCCGGCAGCGUUUCAGGAUAUUGUUGAUAAAUGGGUUUGGCUUUGCAUAGUAGAGUUUUAACUUGCACUUACAGAUGUAGCGACCAACUGUAGUUACUGACAGUGGUUUUAUGAAGUGUUCCUGAGCCCAUGUGGUGAUAUCCUUUACACACUGAUGUCGGUUUUUUCAUGCAGUACAGCCUGAGGGAUCAAAAGUCCGUAAUAUCAUCGCUUACGUGCAGUGAUUUCUCCAGAUUCUCUGAACUUUUUGAUGAUUCUACGGAGCGUAGAGGGUAAAAUCCCUAAAUUCCUUGCAAUGGCUCGUUGAGAAAUGUUGUUCUAAAACUGUUCGACGAUUUGCUUACAAAGUGGUGACCCUCGCCCCAUCCUUGUUUUUGAAUUACUUAGCAUUUCAUGGAAGCUGUUUUUAUACCCAAUCAUGACACCCACCUGUUCCCAAUUAGCCUGCACACCUGUGGGAUGUUCCAUUUAAGUGUUUGAUGAGCAUUCCUCAACUUUAUCAGUAUUUAUUGCCACCUUUCCCAGCAUCUUUGUCACGUGUUGCUGGCAUCAAAUUCUAAAGUUAGUGAUUAUUUGCAAAAAAAAAAAUGUUUAUCACUUUGAACAUCAA
This is a messenger RNA of Nerophis ophidion (straightnose pipefish), 3227 nucleotides long. It is a transcript of the gene opn4xa, whose product is annotated as opsin 4xa. NCBI's taxonomy places the organism in Eukaryota, Metazoa, Chordata, Actinopteri, Syngnathiformes, Syngnathidae. The record is from RefSeq and is a predicted model, not a curated record. Bases 141 to 1358 code for a protein of 405 amino acids. Gene Ontology annotation, molecular function: G protein-coupled receptor activity. The transcript has 10 exons. Gene Ontology annotation, cellular component: membrane. Gene Ontology annotation, biological process: visual perception; G protein-coupled receptor signaling pathway.